Sinocyclocheilus rhinocerous is the source of this 3560-nucleotide messenger RNA. RefSeq names its product prospero homeobox protein 1-like. NCBI's taxonomy places the organism in Eukaryota, Metazoa, Chordata, Actinopteri, Cypriniformes, Cyprinidae. Gene Ontology annotation, molecular function: DNA-binding transcription factor activity, RNA polymerase II-specific; RNA polymerase II cis-regulatory region sequence-specific DNA binding. The transcript has 5 exons. The record is from RefSeq and is a predicted model, not a curated record. Gene Ontology annotation, biological process: regulation of transcription by RNA polymerase II. The coding region runs from base 610 to 2829 and encodes 739 amino acids. Gene Ontology annotation, cellular component: nucleus.
UGCAUCAUGCUGAGCAUGCAUCUACACUGAAGGAGUGUACACAUUUCAGUCAGCACAAACAGCGCUUGUACAUAAUGUAAAGAAUAACUUUAACAAAAUCCACACAGAGAACAUAUUUUUGAAAAAGUGCAUAUCCUUACAGAUAUCCCACAAAGGUCCCCGUAUCAUUCGUUUUUGCUCGAGCGGAGUCUUCAACUUCACUUGUUUUGUAUUCCUCUAAAUCCAGCGGACCGCUCUUAUUGGUAGGUGCGAGCGUUACAUCACAAUGAUUAUGACGCGCCGUCUUCCUGCUUCCUUCAGCCGCGUCUUAAAGUGAAUCUUGUUGGUGCGAGCGCGCGCUCUCAGCCUCCUCCUGGCCGCGUGCGCUGAGACAUACAGUUUUCAUGCAGAGAGAGGAGCGGCGCACAAGAGCUCUUUCUCUAUCUCACUCUCUUCGCUCUCGCUUGUCCCGAGAAAUUACAAUAUUCAUCACAGGGCGAACAACCCUCUGUAUUCUCUGUUACACUAUCGCGAAGAAGCUCAAUUCGCUCUCAUCUUCAGAGUUCCCAGGGUUCUCGAGCUGUGCCCAGCUGACAGGCUUUCAAAGAUGGCAGAAUAACAGUUCCAGUGAUGCCUGACCAUGACAGCACAUCCCUCUUAAGCAGACAAACCAAGAAAAGAAGAGUUGACAUAGGAGUGAAGAGGACUGUUGGGCAAGCAUCUGUGUUUUUCACCCAAGCAAAAGCAACCUUUCUUAGUGCCAUGAAUCCCCACGGUUCCGAGCAGGAUGUUGAGUGUUCUGUGGUGCAGCACACAGACGGCGAGAAGUCCAACGUGCUUCGCAAGCUGUUGAAGAGGGCGAACUCUUAUGAAGACGCUAUGAUGCCCUUUCCUGGGGCAACCAUCAUCUCCCAGCUUCUGAAAAACAAUUUGACCAAAAAUGGUGGCAGUGAGCCUAAUUUCCAGGGAAGUGGCCUCUCGAGCACCGGUUCAGAGAUCCAGCAGGAGGAUGCUUGCAGCAAUUCCUCACGGGGCAGCCCUCAGGAGUGCCUUUCACCAUUCAACAGGCCCUCCAUGACCCAAUUUGAAAUGGAGAGGCUAACAGAUGAGCAUCUUAGGGCCAAACGAGCCCGGGUGGAGAACAUCAUCCGUGGGAUGAGCCAUUCUCCCAGCGUCACACUCCGUGCAGGUGAUAAUGAGCGCGAGGGGGUAGCCCAGCCCCCGAGUCCUCGUGAGAACUACCGGGAAAACAAGCGCAAGCAGAAACUGCCACAGCAGCAGCAACAGAGUUUCCAGCAACUCGUCUCUGCGCGCAAGGAACAGAAACACGAAGAACGCCGGCAACUGAAACUGCAGCUGGAGGACAUGCAGAAGCAGCUCCGGCAACUGCAAGAAAAGUUCUACCAGAUUUACGACAGCACUGACUCGGAGAACGACGAAGAUGGAAACAUCUCUGAAGACAGCAUGCGUUCUGACAGAAUGGACAAUCGCGCCCAUGGCUCUGUCCCAGAUCGCUCCGACAACGAGAUGUCUGAUGUGGAUCCGGGGCACUUCCUGGAUCGAGCAUGCGCACUUAUUCGGGUGCAGAACAUGGCGACAGAGGGGGACAAACCCAAGCGUGAUGGCUCACGAGGAAAGAACCAGGGACCAACCUCCAUGCAUGCAGAGGGCAAACAGUUAGCAGAGACACUAAAACAAGAGCUCAAUACAGCAAUGUCCCAAGUAGUGGACACCGUGGUGAAGGUCUUUGCUAAGCCUCCACGCCCAGUUCCUCAGGUUUUCCCACCCCUGCAGAUGCCCCCUGAUCGUUUCGCAGUCAAUGGAGAGAACCCAAACUUCCACACUGCCAACCAGCGCUUGCAAUGUUUCGGUGAUGUCAUCAUUCCUAAUCCUCUGGACACUUUUGCUAGCAUGCAGGUGCCCAACUCGAAUGACCAAACGGAGGCCCUGCCUUUGGUAGUGAGAAAGAACUCCUCAGAUCAGACUGGGUCUCUUCCCACACCUGGGGCUCACCACCAUCCCUCCCUGCACCCCUCACCCUUAUCUUCCACAAUGGGCUUUAGUCCUCCCUCUUUCCGCCAUCCUUUCCCCCUUCCUCUAAUGGGCUACCCUUUCCAGAGCCCCUUAGGUGCCCCAACAGUGCAUUACCCAGGAAAGGAUAGGUCUUCUCCUGAGUCUCUGGAUCUGUCCAGAGAGACCACCAGCCUACGGACCAAGAUGUCGUCCAACCACCUCAGCCACCAUCGUUCCAUCUCACCAACACACCCAGGGAAUGAAGGCUUGUCCUUGUCCCUCAUCAAAUCAGAGUGUGGAGACCUUCAGGACAUGUCUGACAUCUCUCCAUAUUCAGGAAGUACAAUCCAAGAGGGGCUUUCUCCGAACCAUCUGAAAAAGGCCAAGCUGAUGUUCUUCUACACACGCUACCCCAGCUCCAACAUGCUGAAGAUGUUCUUCUCAGACGUGAAGUUCAACCGCUGCAUCACAUCUCAGCUGAUCAAGUGGUUCAGCAACUUCCGUGAGUUCUACUACAUCCAGAUGGAGAAAUUUGCUCGGCAGUCCAUCAACGACGGCGUGACAGGGACAGAAGAGCUGAGCGUGAGCCGGGACUGCGAGCUUUUCCGCGCUCUUAACAUGCACUACAACAAGGCCAACGAUUUUGAGCAGAUUCCGGAGCGAUUCCUGGAAGUGGCACAGAUCACGUUACGGGAGUUUUUCAAUGCCAUUGUGGCAGGCAAAGAUGUUGAUCCUUCCUGGAAGAAGGCCAUAUACAAGGUCAUCUGCAAGCUGGACAGUGAGGUCCCAGAGAUUUUCAAAUCUCCCAAUUGUCUGCAGGAGCUUCUGCAUGAGUAGUGAUUUGAAUUGCUUUCCAAGUAUCAUCCCUUCUUUUCCAGAAUCUUUACAAAGUAAGAGGUAGCAUUCCUAUUUUUAAGUCCCGGCUACUUUUGAAUGACUUAGCUGUAAAUUAUUUUUUUUUUGGCUUCUUUUUAGGAAAGUCUAUAAAAUUCUUGAUUGUUUUGACUGUAUUCAAUCCUUACCCCCUUUUUCCUUGCCUUUAAAACGGGCAUUACUAUGUUUACCACACAAUGGUUAACAAAUGGAACUGACACCCUGAUUUUCUCUCUUUUAUUGGUCAUUUUUUUUGUUGAGGGCUUUGUUUUAUCCCCGGAUGUUUGCAAUGUGUGAUGGUUUUACUAUUGCUGAAUAAGACUUGCAUUUGUAGCUUGUAUAGAUGUAAUUAUUAUUUAUGAUUAAUAUAAUUAUUACCAUUAAUGUUAUUAAUGCUUGCUGCAAAAAAGGAAGAAAGGAAAAGAAAGACAAAAAAUUGACAUGUGGUAUUCUUGUUUCUCAUGGCAAUGCUACAGAAAAUAAAUUAUUCUUUGGACAAAAAAAAUAAUAAUAAUAAAGAGGGGUAUACAUUUUCUAUGUGGGAAAUUCAUAUAUAUAAUAUAAUAUAUAUAUAUUUGAUGUUAUUCUUAAAAGAAACAGUAUUAACUGUUCUUUGGUUUAGCCAUUCUUCUAUGUUGGCUAGGGUCCAAUGUUCUUGUGUUUUGUGUCCACAUUGAUAGCACUGGCUCUAGGGA